Miscanthus lutarioriparius is the source of this 3039-nucleotide messenger RNA. NCBI's taxonomy places the organism in Eukaryota, Viridiplantae, Streptophyta, Magnoliopsida, Poales, Poaceae. The record is from the annotation of a GenBank genome assembly.
AUGGAUGGAUCGCCGCCCAAAGAUGAUGAUGGCCGCCCGAUCAACAUGGAGGGCCAAGCAGCCACAGCCCUGGCGAAGAUGGUGACCCCGGCGCCGGUGGCGAUGACGGACCUGCUGGGCGCGCUGGACAAGGACGCCGUCACGAUCGGCCGCGUGCUGGAGGCCGUGGUCACGAUGGCAGGGGACAGGCUGGACGACCAGAGCGACGCGGCGGCCAUCCAGGUCGCGGAGACGUGCGCCACGGGGGCCCACGCCACCAUCCUCGGAGGGGUGGCCGCCGCGGCGCAGUCAGCGGCUGAUCAGAACACCCAUGCCUUGCGCGACGAGGACAAGGUCAAGCUCUGGAACAUCCUCUCGAACGCGAGGGAGAGGCUGCCGGUGGACAAGGGGGCAGCGCGGGAGGACGCCGAGAGGGUGGUGUCUGCGGAGAUACCGAACAAGCUGGACAUGACGACCACGUCGGGCGGCGUGGCGGACGCGCACUCGCCCCGCCUCCUACUAUCCUCCCCAUCUGCUUCCGCCCCCGCCUCUCCGCCUCCUCGUCCUCCGCAUCCCCGCCGCCGUGCGACCGCGGCAGGCGAAUCCGGGGAGAAGAAGCCGCCGACCGCGAGGGCCAAGCGGGCCGACGCAGUGCCUGCAGCGGCGGCGGCCGGAAUGUCGGCCUCCGGUGGAGGAUCCUCGGGGAAGCGCACGGUGGCGGACGUGCUGAUGGGGAACGCACGGGCUGCCGCCAGCAAGGCGAAGAAGGCAGCGCCGUCCCCGAAGAAGCCCCCGGCGAAGACUGGCGGCGCGGAGGCCGAACCGGAGGCUGCAGUGGUGGCGGAGAAACCGCCUUCGCCGGUGAGGUCCAAGCGGGCGUCGUCCCCAGCGAAGUCCCCCAAAUUGCUGGCUGAUGGGCCUACAUCGCCGGCUAAGUCCAAGGGUCCAGCCGCGGCCGCUCAAUUGGAUGCGGCGAAGGAGAAUUCCCCGUCGCCAAAGAGGUCCAAAACCCUAGCCGCUAAAUCCGACACCCAGCCUUCUGGUGAAGGUGUUGUCUCGCACACCGAUGAGAAGAAGCGGGCCGCUUCACCCAAGAAGGCCAAGACCACAGAUUCCCCAAAGACAGAGGAGAAGAAUACCACCCUAGAGCUAAAGAAGAAAGGCAGUGAGUUUGACCCGAUGGCUGCUGCCUAUUGGAAGCCUGGUGAGCCCGUGCCAUUCCUGUUUCUGGCUCGGGCACUUGAUCUCAUCUCCAACGAGAGUGGCCGCAUCGUUAUUACAGAAAUCCUAUCAAAUGUGUUUCGCACAGUGAUGGCAACAACACCGGAUGAUCUCCUUGCAACUGUGUACCUCUCAGCCAACCGGAUUGCGCCACCUCAUGAGGGGAUUGAGCUUGGGAUUGGGGAUGCAUCAGUCAUCCGUGCACUUGCAGAGGCAUAUGGACGCAAAGAGGAGCAUGUUAAGAAGGACCUUAAGGAAUUGGGUGAUUUGGGGCUUGUGGCAAAAGCAAGCAGGUCAUCACAGAAGAUGAUGUUUAAGCCAAAACCACUGACAAUAGCUCGGGUGCUUAGCACUUUUCGGGCAAUUGCAAAGGAAUCGGGCAAAGACAGUCAAGAUAAAAAAAGAAACCAUAUGAAGGGACUUCUUGUUGCUGCAACUGACUGUGAACCCCAGUACAUCACGCGCCUUCUUCAGUCAAAGAUGAGGAUUGGGCUGGCAGAGAAAACUGUCCAAAUGGCUCUUGGGCAAGCUGCCGUAUAUUCUGACAAAAAUUCUUCGCCACCAAAAGUUCAAUCACCUUUCGAAGAGGCUGCAAAAAUAAUUAAACAAGCAUAUUCAGUUCUUCCAAUAUACGAUAAAAUUGUCCCAUCGAUACUUGAAGUAGGAGUUUGGAAGCUUCCAGAGACAUGCAAAUUUUCCAUAGGUGUCCCUGUUGGCCCUAUGUUAGCAAAAGCAACAAAAUCUGUCUCAGAGAUCAUUGACAAGUUUCAGGGUCUUGAAUACACUUGUGAGUACAAGUAUGAUGGUGAAAGGGCUCAGAUACAUUGCAUGGAGGAUGGUUCAGUAGAGAUUUAUAGUCGGAAUGCUGAAAGAAACACUGGAAAGUAUCCAGAUGUUGUUGAUGCAGUUUCUAGAUUUCGGAAGCCUACAGUCAAAUCAUUUGUCUUGGACUGUGAAAUUGUUGCCUAUGAUCGUGAAAAACAGAAAAUUUUGCCUUUUCAGAUACUUAGCACAAGGGCUCGCAAGGGUGUUACCAUAAAUGACAUCAAAGUUUCAGUCUGUACUUUUGGCUUUGAUAUUCUUUACAUAAACGGGAAACCUCUUCUCCAGGAACAACUCAAAAUUCGUCGAGAGCAUCUUUACAACUCCUUCGAAGAAGUGCCAGGUGUUUUUCAAUUGGCUACUGCAAUUACAUCAAAUGACCUGGAGGAGAUACAGAAAUUUCUUGACACAGCUGUCAACUCCAGUUGUGAAGGGUUGAUUAUCAAGACAUUGGAUAAAGACGCUACGUAUGAGCCAGCGAAGCGAUCAAACAAUUGGUUGAAACUGAAGAAGGAUUACAUGGAUAGCAUUGGAGACUCUUUGGACUUGGUACCUAUUGCUGCCUUCUAUGGUAGAGGAAAACGAACAGGUGUCUUUGGAUCAUUCCUCCUGGCAUGCUAUGAUGAGCAGAAUGAAGAAUAUCAAACAAUAUGCAACAUAGGUACUGGCUUUUCUGAGCAACAGCUUGAAGAACGCUCUGCGAGCCUUCGAAGUAAAGUGAUAGAAAAACCAAAGGCGUACUAUAGAUUUGCUGACACAAUGGACCCUGAUGUGUGGUUUGAGCCAUCAGAGGUGUGGGAGGUCAAAGCUGCAGAUCUGAGCAUAAGCCCUGUACAUCGUGCUGCUAAUGGUAUAGUCGAUCCCAAUAAGGGUAUCUCCCUAAGGUUCCCUCGUCUGUUGAGAUUACGUGAUGAUAAAAGCCCAGAACAAGCCACCACGUCUGACCAAGUCGCUGACAUGUACCGGUCUCAAAAGAUCAACCACGGUUAUAACCAGGAGGAUGAGGACGAUGACUGA